AUUAGCCAUUAUCUCCACACUCUCUCUUUGGUUUCAUCGACGCACUCCGUUUUCCUCUCUCUCUCUCUGAAUAUCGGCGAGCAAAUGACGACGUCGUUCGGAACAACGGCGACGCCGAAAACGGCGGCCUCAGCUUCACCGGCUGUAUUUCCGGCCAAAAAUGCCCCGAAGUCUUUAACUUUAUUACCGUUCUGCCAUCAUCGCCGUUACAAUCCUUCACGUUCCAAAUUAUCCUUACGGUUUGCUACAGCGCCCAAACUCCAAUUCUCCUGUAAGGGGUUGCAAACUAGUCGGAAUCAUUCAGCCGUAGCAAGAGCCCAAUUGAAUGAGGUUGCUGUUGGUGGAUCUUCAAAUGAUGCAGCCACUCCAAUUACUCAGUCGGAAGAGGUGAAAUCGCCAUGUGAGACUUCAUCAGCAACUUCGGUAUCGGAAGAAUCAAUAUCUAACUUUAUUAGCCAAGUUUCAAGCCUUGUCAAGCUAGUUGAUUCUAGGGAUGUUGUGGAGCUACAUUUAAAACAGCUUGAUUGUGAAAUUUUAAUUCGUAAGAAGGAGGCACUACCACAACCACCGCCUCCUGCCCCUGCACACAUCCCAAUUCUACAAUCAUAUCAUGUGCCAUCUGUACAAUCUAGCCCACCUCCCGCACCUGCUCCUCCUCCAGUUCAAAUCCCUGCACCUUCUCCAGCUGCAGCAAAGCCAUCUGACUCAUCUGUUCCACCACUCAAAUGCCCAAUGGCAGGGACAUUAUAUCGAAGUCCAGGACCUGGUGAACCACCAUUUGUGAAGGUUGGUGACAAAGUGCAGAAGGGUCAAGUUCUUUGUAUUAUUGAAGCAAUGAAAUUGAUGAAUGAAAUAGAGGCUGAUCAAUCAGGAACCAUCAUUGAUAUCCUUGCUGAAGAUGGCAAGCCUGUCAGUGUUGAUAUGCCUCUGUUUGUCAUCAAACCUUAGAAUUGUUCAGAGUAAAACCCAGUAAACAAUAAGCAGAGAAACUUGGAAGGUGCUACUUUUGUUCCGUGAGAUCUUGCAGUAUUUCAGUUGCGAUGGCAUGUUACAAUGAACGACAAUGAAGGAAUGGUUGAGCCUUGAUGAACUCAUUAGGAGAUUUUUUAUUUAACCCCGCAGUAUUCUUUGACAUUCUAUGGGUACUGGCUUACUUUUUUCCAGUCUUUUAACAUAGUGAAGUUUGUGCCUUUAGCAAAUUAAGGAUUUUGUGCAGUUGGAUUAGCCA
Molecule: messenger RNA, 1228 nt
Organism: Nicotiana tabacum (common tobacco)
Lineage: Eukaryota; Viridiplantae; Streptophyta; Magnoliopsida; Solanales; Solanaceae
Product: biotin carboxyl carrier protein of acetyl-CoA carboxylase, chloroplastic
Biological process (GO): fatty acid biosynthetic process
Cellular component (GO): acetyl-CoA carboxylase complex
Molecular function (GO): acetyl-CoA carboxylase activity
Source: RefSeq, a predicted model, not a curated record